Eimeria mitis is the source of this 2310-nucleotide messenger RNA. RefSeq lists its product as uncharacterized. NCBI's taxonomy places the organism in Eukaryota, Apicomplexa, Conoidasida, Eucoccidiorida, Eimeriidae. The transcript is spliced from 16 exons. The record is from RefSeq and is a predicted model, not a curated record. Bases 1 to 2310 code for a protein of 769 amino acids.
AUGACAAGGAUAAAAAGCAAAGCAGCAGCAGCAGCAGCAGCAGCAGCAGCAGCAGCAGUAGCAGCAGCAGCAGCAGCAGCAAGCGGCCGCGUAGCUCCGAAGAUGCUGCAGCACCAUCGAGCGGAGCAGCAGGCAGCAGCAGCAGCAGCAGCAGCACAGCAGCACUGUGAGGAGAGCAGCACGAAGAUAAAACCCUCUGAACUGCGGCAUCGUGUGAAUUCUUCUGUGCAGGAUAAAAAGCAAAGCAGCAGCAGCAGCAGCAGCAGCAGUAGCAGCAGCAGCAGCAGCAGCAGCAGCAGCAAGAGGCCGCGUAGCACCGAAGAUGCUGCAGCACCAUCGAGCGGAGCAGCAGGCAGCAGCAGCAGCAGCAGCAGCACAGCAGCAGCAGCAGCAGCAACAGGAGAUGCUGCAACCGAUUCAAGUAUAUCUCAGUCUGCUGCAGCAGCAGGAGACAGUGGAGCAGCAACAUCAGCAGCAGCAGCAGCAGCAGCAGCAGCAGCAGCACGAGAGAUGAGAAAAAAUAAAAAAGAACAAAGUGCACUAGCAGCACAAGGAAGAGUUGAUCGUGUGCGUUACGACGACGAGACAGACUCUGAAGAGGAAGCAGCAGCAGCAGCAGCAGCAGGAGGAGGAGCAGCAGCAGCAGCAGGAGGAGCAGCAGCAGCAGGUUUUCUGGCAGCAGCAGCAGCAGACGCAGCAGCAGCAGCAGGAGGAGCAGCAGCAGCAGGUUUUCUGGCAGCAGCAGCAGCAGACGCAGCAGCCGAAAGAGCAGCAGCAGCAGCAGCAGCAGCAGGCCGUGUUGCUCAUGAUGCAGCAGAGAUAGCAGCAGCAGGAGAAGCAGUGGUGCUGACGCUGCGGGACGUGCCGCUGCUAGCAGCAGACGGGGAGCUACAUGAGGUGGCAGCAGCAGCAGCAGCAGCAGCAGCAGCAAAGGAGGAGAUCAUGCGUCGAGAAGCAGCAAAGAACCCAAGUUCGCAUUCANGAGGAGAGCUGCUGCAGCAGCAGGGAGCAGCAAAGGGAUUCCUGCUGCUGGGUGAUGAGCUGCAGCCAGAUAUUAAACCUCCUCCUGCUGCUCCUGCUGCUGCUGCUGCUGCUGCUGCUGCUGCUGCUGCUGCUGAUGAGGAGACGGAGACACAUGUACUGGGAGCCACAGAGUUUAAAAAAAGAAAAAAACAAAAAAAAGAAAAACAGAGACAAACGGGAAAGGACUUCUGGCUAGCUCUUGCUGCUGCAGCAGAAGAUGCAGCAGCAGAUAAAGACAAUGAAGACGAAACCACCAGCAGCAGCAGCAGCAGCAGCAGCAGCAGCAGCAGCAGCAAAGGAGGAGAUCAUGCGUCGAGAAGCAGCAAAGAACCCAAAGAGAAGAACGCACAGAAGGAGAAGGUUGCUGAGGCUUUGGCUGCAGCAACAAAAGACAGAGAGAGAAACCCUCGUCAAGACGGCAGCAGCAGCAGCAGCAGCAGCAGCAGCAAGAGCAGCAGCAGCAAGAGCAGCAGCAGCAAAAGCAGCAGCAGCAGCAGCAGCAGCAGCAGCAGCAGCAAAGAGGUUAGAGUGAAGCAGCUAGCUGAGGUCCUAGAGGAAGAGCUUGGGGUGUAUGGACAGCCCCAAGAAGGAGCAGCAGAAGAGAGAGACCCCACAGAAAUAGAAAGACAGAGACUACUAGCACAAAUAAAAAGUUGUGCUGCGGUUGCUGCUGCUGCUGCUGGUGUGCUGAUGCUGCUGCUGCUGCUGCCAUCGUGCUGCUCAUCUGUGGAGGAGGAGGAGGAGACGGAGCCAAAGGGUCUCCUUCCUAAGACGGCGAUGCUUGUCAAGCAGGCGAAUCAGACAUCUGUGGAGGAGGAGGAGGAGGGUAUUCAGCUGUCUAGGAUGACGGAGUUUUGCCGCAGUGUACGUACACCUCUCGAGAAAGCAAACGAAGCGCGAGGAGGGUUUCUGGGGCCCAAGCCAACCAAGGGGAUUAAAAUCAGCAGCAGCAGCAGCAGCAGCAGCAGCAGCAGCAGCAGCAAGGGGGCUAGACGGUCAUUGUCUCCGGAUAGUAUGCAGGAGCGAGAAGAGAGAGAAGAGGGAGAGGUGGUGGAGACGGAGAAUAAAGAAGAGGGAGAAGAAGACGAAGACUCAGAGCCUGAGUUUAUGGCCGAACAGCCAAUCGGAGAUUCCGUCUCAGGGGCACUGGCGUAUCUACAGAGCAAAGAGCGAAGACUGCAGGAGAAUUUGCUGGAUUCUUUGCCUACUCUGAAGGCGCUACAAAAAGUGCAGGAGGGCGAGGGCACCGCCCACCUCAUACUCACCGGGGGAAACAUAGACACCUAA